Molecule: messenger RNA, 2100 nt
Organism: Botrytis byssoidea
Lineage: Eukaryota; Fungi; Ascomycota; Leotiomycetes; Helotiales; Sclerotiniaceae
Exons: 6
Coding region: 1-2100 (699 amino acids)
Biological process (GO): regulation of DNA-templated transcription; DNA-templated transcription
Cellular component (GO): nucleus
Molecular function (GO): DNA binding; DNA-binding transcription factor activity, RNA polymerase II-specific; zinc ion binding
Source: RefSeq, a predicted model, not a curated record
AUGUCAGAACGUCCAGCAAAACGUAUUCGCCAAGCAUGUGAGCCAUGUCGGCGCAAGAAAACAAGAUGUCCGGGUGAAAAACCAAUUUGCUCACAUUGUGCAAGAUUAAGACAAAAUUGUUAUUAUGCUGAUGAUGGUUUAAAUCAUGUCAAUGAGAGAACCUCGAUUGAGAGAACUCCACUACCAACACCGACUCGAAUACCAGAGAGAAGCCAUGUGAGAUCAUCAAAUGAUAUAAACUUGGAAGAUAGAUUGAAAUCAGUUGAGGCUCAACUUGCAGAAGUCCUUUCAAAUCAAGUAUCCAUGAGUAGGAGUGCGUCAAGACAUAUGUCAAAUUCCCCUGUUUUAUCACAGUUGGGACAGACAAUGAGAACACCAAAUGUUUUUAGGCUUUCGAGUAGCAAACUUCCACCAUAUGAGGCAGUCAUAAGUAUUGCAAAAACUUACUUACUAUACUGCGAUUGUCAACCACUUCCUGUAUUUUGUCGGAAGAGAUUUGUUGAAACACUCAACGACCGUGAUCCAGAAGUAAUUUUCUCUAUCCUAGCUUUGGCAAUACGCUUUUCAGACGAUGAUAUCUUCCGGGAUAAUCAAUCUGAACUCACUACGGGAUAUAUAGAGGCAGCUCAAUCGAUCAUCUCCGCCAGAAUAUUUGGAGGUCGAGUAGAACUUUCAACACUACAAUCUUUAUGCCUUCUUAGUUUAGUAGACUUCACUAAUGGGAAUACACGACAAGCAAGUGUAAAUAGUAGUUUAGCCAUGAGUUUAGCCCAUAAUGCUGGUCUCACGACUGAAACUCAUGCACCUUUAUCUGAUUCGUUACGUGAAGAACGUCGACGAUGUUUUUGGAGUUUAUUCCUCCUCAAAAGAUUACACGGAGCAGAGUUUAGUGUUAUAGAUUUUGCAGGUGAAGAUAAAUUUCCAUGGUAUCCAGAAACCACUGGGAAACCAUUAAAUCAUGGGCAAUUUACCAAUGGAGAAACUCCCGACCUUUCAUCUCCAGAGUUUACUAUAUCUGAUACUCAAGAUAAAGGUGUCGUUGCUUAUGCCAUUCAGCUUAGUGAAGUGUGGUUUAAGAUUACCCGCUACGCGAGGAGACGUGGAAAUCCAAGUACCUUACCUCCUUGGUCUCCUCAAUCAGACUACGCAUUAAUCAUGGCUCAACAAAUGGACUUUGAAACCCGUACCUCACAAAUUCAUCGCUUCAAAUCAGCCAAAUUCUCUCAAAGGACUUCCGAAGAAUUACAUGCCAAUCGAGAUUAUUGGGGUCCUUGGUUAUUCAUUCAAUUUUUAUAUCACACAAACCUUUGCCUAUUAAAUAAUCCACUUUUGUUAUCACUUCGAUUAAAACAUCUCAAAUCUAAUAUUCCAGAAAUAUUCUUACAACAUAUUUCAGAUUUGAUCUCAUCACAUGCUAGUUGGGUCAUUAGAUAUAUUGAUAUGUUGGAAGUUAAAUCCUUCAAAGUCUCUGAUCCAUUUCUUGCUCAUUGUGUAGCAAUCAUUGCAACGAUAUAUUUACAAGAAUGUUUUGCUGAUGAUCCAAUUGUACGACAAGAAAAACGAGACAACUUUGAUAAGUGUUUGAAAUUUAUACGAGACUUUAAAGAAUGGCCUCAUGUUGCUCGAAUGGCGGAAAAACUUCAACGUCUUUGUGAUACAGUUUCAUCCACUUAUACAAAUCCUGAUGCACCACCACAAACUCCUAAUCGUAGUCUUCUCAUUGACCUAGGUCAAUUUUGGGAAAUUCUAGAAUACUCUUCCUCGAGUGAAAUCCCCGCAUUGGCUCGUCGUCUUUUCGGACCAUCAUUAUAUUCGGCUUCAAUUCCUACUACUCAUGAAAUUAGUCAUGCUUCAUCAUUACCAGAACCAACUAGAGUUGAUAGACAAGAUUUUGAGGGAUCCGGUCCGAAUUCUGUUAAUACUAGUGUGGUGAAUCUAGGAAAUGGAACAACAGAUCAAGAACAAGAGCAAGAAUUUGUUCAACCACCAUUUCAUUAUUCUGAUGAUGAAUUGGCAGUUUUGGCGGAGAGUUUUUUCCAUCAAAGGGGUGAUGGAAUGGGUCAUAUGGAGGAUUGGUGGAGUACUGGGAAUUUUAGUUGA